AUGGUUCGAGAUACGACUGCUAAUGCUGGGUUUGUAUAUUCUUUGCAAGAUAAGAAUGUCGCUGCUGCGCCAGAACAAACCUUCACGGAAAUUACAUCGCUUGAAAAUAACCAAGAACUGGAUUUAGCAGGCAAUCCAUCUACUUAUGAGGGUGUCGAUGGCGACGAUGGAGACGAAGUCGAAGAAGUGCUUCGUCUCCCUAGUUUCGAUGUCGAUACUAUCAACGAGCUCGAUUUUCUAUUCCAAGUAUCCGAGAUACCAAUCGACCAAGGAUUUCUUCAACAGGACCAGGAAUCUGGUUUGACCAUCUACGAUGCACGACCACUUUCCAUUGAUCCAAUGUCAACCUUGGGUCCACUGGAACGAUCUCUCCUCAACCACUAUAUCAAUCAAGCCGUGCGCAUCACAUCUACAAGCGCAUAUACUGCCGACGAGAUAUGUCGAUUCAUCAUACCUCGCUGCAUGGAAGCUCCUUCACUAUUAUACGCUACCAUGGCGUGGUCCGCAGUUCACCUAAGAGCUGUCGGCGGCUUGAUGGAUAAACCUAAUGACCUGGUACUGGAUCUACAGCUUCGCAGUAUUAGGCAUCUUCAAUCAGAAUUAGAGGGGCUUACACCCUCAUCCCACUCUGUCACAUUGGCUACGACUCGCACGUUGUGCCAGACACAAAUAUUUGCAGGCGAGCACAAAUGGAGAACGCAUCUGACAGGUGCAAAGGCAGUCAUGGAAGCAGUCAUUGGUCGGGUGCAGAGGGCUUCCAGCUCCUCUAUCACUUCGAACUCGAUGCCAAGGAUUACCUCUAAAGAUAAGGAAGCCGUAGCUGAUGCUGGUGACUUCUUGAACAGCUGGUAUGACAACAUAGAGGCACUCUCGUCGUUGAUGCCAACAGGCUCUUCACGCCACCAACUCGAAUAUACAGACCAGACACCGACUAUCACGAGUUUCACAGCUUUCGCCAAUGCUGAUUCUAUUUUUUUCGAUCACUUUGGGGGACUUGCAUCCGAUAUUCCAGCACUUCUUCGUCAUGUCGCUAUCAUGGUGAGGGAACGUCGCCAGCUAGCAUCUUCUCAGAGCGGUUACAUUGAGCCGUCGAGGCUUGAAGUUUUAGACCAUUUCCCUUACGAGGCCACAAAUACGUCCUUUGCAUCAGAGAUCGAUCUGUUCACUGCAGUUGAUCAGUUGGAAAUGGCCAUCAUACAUCGUUUGGCAAGCCCAAUGCCUUCACGAUUAAGCAAUGGCACCGUUCUCUCCGAUGUCUUCUCUGAAAGCGAGAUGCGCGAUUACGAGAACUCGAACAGGGCGUUCUUGCACACUGCCCUUCUCCACCUUCGAUGCAGCGUUCGGCAGUUCCCGAUAUGUUCUUAUGAAGUACAGUCUUGCGUCGAUGCAAUCGUCGAGUGUGCAGACGGAAUGACACCAACCACCUGGAAAGGUGGUGAUGGUGGCCUCUCGCCACGUGUGUUGUUCCUCACUCCUUUGUUCACUGCCGGAUGUAGAGCGGUCGGUCAAGAGAUGAGAGACAGAGUGCGAGCGGCUUUGAGCGACAUCCAGAAAUGGAUGAGGACUCCGCACACGGAUCAAGCGGUUGGACUAUUGGAGGCGGUGUGGGCGAAUGGAGAUGAUAUUAGUGAGGAAAUGAUUCUGGAAACUCUCGAACAAUAUGGUCCGGACUUCAUGCCCUACUGA
This is a messenger RNA of Aaosphaeria arxii CBS 175.79, 1686 nucleotides long. RefSeq lists its product as uncharacterized. Lineage: Eukaryota; Fungi; Ascomycota; Dothideomycetes; Pleosporales. The transcript is spliced from 2 exons. Gene Ontology annotation, cellular component: nucleus. The record is from RefSeq and is a predicted model, not a curated record. The coding region runs from base 1 to 1686 and encodes 561 amino acids. Gene Ontology annotation, biological process: positive regulation of transcription by RNA polymerase II. Gene Ontology annotation, molecular function: DNA-binding transcription factor activity; transcription cis-regulatory region binding.